Wyeomyia smithii (pitcher-plant mosquito) is the source of this 598-nucleotide messenger RNA. RefSeq lists its product as uncharacterized. Gene Ontology annotation, cellular component: BLOC-1 complex. The coding region runs from base 78 to 533 and encodes 151 amino acids. The transcript has 4 exons. NCBI's taxonomy places the organism in Eukaryota, Metazoa, Arthropoda, Insecta, Diptera, Culicidae. The record is from RefSeq and is a predicted model, not a curated record.
AAACACGGAUUUCUACAGCAAGAAGUGGUUAUUUUUACCAAGUUUAAUUCAAAUUUGUGCUUUUCAGUGGUUCCUGCAUGGCCCAAAGAUCUUUUCUUGUGGUACCUGGAGAGGCAUCUGAGACCGACGAGGAAAAUGAUGAUUGCGGGGAGAUUGUAAAAAUAGAGAGCGGUCCCGAUGCUCCACCUCCAAUCAGCAUCAGCACUGCCGCCGUACCACCUCAACGUGGAUCAUCGCAGGAACUCGUAGACGAAUCGGCCUUCUCUACAGUAGAUUAUCAACAAAUGCAGUUCCAACAAAUGAUAAACGAGCGCUGCGUUUCUCUUUUGAACGAGUUCAUCCACACGACGACCAUUUCCGUUUCAAGGCAAUUGGCCGAAACCGACAAUUUGCUGAUGAAAUCUCAGAUGGUGUUACAAAACACGACCGCCCCGGCCCGAAAAAUUAGUGAAUCAACGGAUCAAGUGGCCUCGAAAUUAGAAGACGCACUUUCCUCCAAUUUUAUUCCGAACAUUAAUAUUCCAUACGAUUGAUUUUCCAACUUACAUUACUUUAAAAUAAAUUGGGCACAUCAGUGGCCGUCGUCUACAAAUUUCUA